Paramacrobiotus metropolitanus is the source of this 2556-nucleotide messenger RNA. RefSeq lists its product as uncharacterized. Gene Ontology annotation, biological process: chromatin organization; negative regulation of transcription by RNA polymerase II. Gene Ontology annotation, molecular function: chromatin binding. The transcript is spliced from 9 exons. Lineage: Eukaryota; Metazoa; Tardigrada; Eutardigrada; Parachela; Macrobiotidae. The record is from RefSeq and is a predicted model, not a curated record. Bases 641 to 2248 code for a protein of 535 amino acids. Gene Ontology annotation, cellular component: pericentric heterochromatin.
CUUGGCAAAACGAACUAGUAGACUGAUCGAGAUUUUAGAGAAUAGAUUCAAUAGAAGCUAAGAAGUUUAGAAUUUUCAACAAAGUCAACACAUUUGUUAUUUAACUUCAAGAUUUUGGAAGUGGGACCAACAGAAUCCAGUUAUUGUUUUAUUUAUCUGAUUCCGAUUUUUGUGACAAAUACUGCUGGUUUUGGAGUACCAGCAGCUUCUUCAUUCAAGAAGACUUAGAAGACCUCCUUUUUAGGAAUGGAACGCGUUCCUAUUGUCAGCUGUUUAUUGCGCGCACUGUCAAUUGGACUUGUGCACUUGCUUUCUUUGCAAGCUCGAUUUGCCUAAAUAAACUACAUUAGUAUUUUCUGGAGACAGUACAGCGAUAUCCUGAUAUUUUCCUUUUUUUCCGACUUACGGUUACAAAAAUGUAAAUUAGUAAAUACUUAAUCUGUUCAGUGGCUGUUUCCUUGGUGUUGUGGAUUUUCCGCAUCACACCUGGCGAAAUGCUCGUCCUCCGGAGUUUUGGAGAUCCGCGCUAAUAUGCAUGAUUGGCGCUAAACUCUGAGUUGCCAGUGCAGGGUGGAAGUUUUACGGUAUUUAUAUGACGUUAAAUUGAUGUAGCGAAUAUUUGACAUUUUCGUGAAUCCCCAUGGCCCAUAUCACCGGCAACAUGGCAGAUAGCGAUACCGACCGUCAGAAGGCCACGCGAUACAUUCCACUGGGCGACUUCUUCGGUUUCGUCGGCAAGACACCAUCUGCCGAAGAAAAAGAAAGGCUCAGGAAAAUCGUUAGAGUCCAUGUGAUAUUGACCAGCAAGAUAACGGGGAUUGACAGUGAGACGAGCCGGUCACCGUAUCCAAAUCAGCUAGCCGGCUCUGUUAUUGACCAGUCGAUUGCCGCCGCUUCCAAUAAUGCGGUCCACUCUGAUCGAAUCUCACACAGCCCCGAGGAUUCAGUCCAUGACACCAAUGAGCUAGCGCUGGACGCAGCGGACCCCACGCCGGCAUUCUCUCCUGGACCAAUCUCUGUUGAACGCUCACCUGCUGCCGAAACAAGAGCCGACGCGGAAGUUGUGGAGGCCAGUAUUGACUCUUCCUGCUAUGACCCGGAAGGCUUUGUCCUUCCCUUUGCUUCCUGUGUGUUGUCUGUUAGUGACGGCACUCGCAUGAAGAAUCAUGUACAGUAUCCAGAUGGAAGGUUUAUGGGUACGUCGUCGUUGCGGAAGGCGAAGUCACGCUGGAUGCAGCGUUUUGAUAAUGAAUACAACAUGGUGAUGUUUGGAGAAGUUCCUAACGGUUCUGCAUCCUUCACUGGAGAAGAUGAUGCAGACAUGCUGAGUUCUGGAGAUCACAGUUAUUCGACACAGGAUGCUGAGCCCAGUUCUCGUGUUGCUCAAGAAACGGCGGGCUCAACUACAGAGGCAUCAGUCAGCGUAGAUGGUGCAGACUUGUUCCGCUACGGCGAACAUAAUUACGCUAGACAGGCGGAAGAGGGUGCUGAAUCCAGCACCUCAACUGUUAAAAAAAGGGCGGCCUCGAAUGAAAGCAAGAAAAAUUUGACAGAUACUGAUAUGUGUGAUCUCUUGUCUUCCCCACCGAUUGUUGCCAGUCCAGUUCCGAAAGUGAUUAUCCAUACUGCGCUUAAUUCCUAUAGCCGCAGCGGGAAAAGUCUAGCGCUGUCGUCAAAGUUUGCGAAGAAGCUCAGUAAAAGUAGUGUAGGAAUGGAGCUGGAGAAAGAAGGAUCGGAUAAGAAAAGAACCGCAAAAAAAGCCAGACGACGAUUGAAGCCUGAACAUGACGAUUCUUGCAGUGAUGAGGCAACGAAUACAGGCGGAACGGUUAGGGAUUUACGCGCUUUGGCUUAUUCCCUGCGGAGCAAGCCCCGCCAAGUGCAGUAUCACUUCGACGAGGACGCGGAGGAUGACAGUGACAGCAGUGAGAGUGCUCCCAAGGCGAAGAAAAGAAAGACCGUCCAUGCCCGCAAGAACCGAAACUCCACCGGCUCGGGAUCGGAUUUCUUAUCGACGGAGGACGAAGGGGCAGCAGAACAGAGGCCGGCUGUGAUUGCUCCUGAUGGGUCGGCGAAAUGGUGGGUUGAGAAGAUUCUCGGGCGACGAGUCAAUGAGCACGGUGGCGUUGAAUAUUUUGUGCAAUGGAUGGGAUAUGGGCCGAAUUAUAAUUCCUGGGAACCCGCGGAAGGUUGUGAGUGCGAGACUCUGAUUGACGCAUACAACCGGGAACAUGGAUUAGAGGACUGAAAGGGUUACAUCCUGUCAUGAAAAUAUCGGAAUUGUUUUCUAGCAUUUUGUUCAUUGUUUUAUAGUGAUCUGGUGAAUGCAUUUGUUUUUUGGAGACUGAAGAUGCCUUACGUUGUUGUUUUGUUGUCGUUAAAUCCUUACUGUAAAGAGAUUAUUGUUGAAAUUUGAGUUUUUGUUCCUUUCUUGGGAGAUUUGUGAUGGAUUAUAUUUCCUGAAUGCAGCAACAGUUUUGAUGCAAAUUUCUAAACGUACCGGGACUGCCGGCAGAUGGAGUUUUUUGGAUUUGCAAUAAAAGUGCGGUUGGAUGG